Coregonus sp. 'balchen' is the source of this 18435-nucleotide messenger RNA. The record is from the annotation of a GenBank genome assembly. NCBI's taxonomy places the organism in Eukaryota, Metazoa, Chordata, Actinopteri, Salmoniformes, Salmonidae.
CUUUCUUCAAGGGACGUUGUGUGAACAGUUAGAAAUUGCACAGCAGCGUAUGCCUCUCUCUAUUAAAACAACCUCGAAUGAAUGAACAGAAAAUACGGAUUUAUUGACUCGCCUUUAUCAAAGUAAGCUUAAAUAUUGUAUAAUGUACUCGUGCCUGAACUGAGAUUUGGAUCGAUUGGCAUUGACCGUCGUUAGCGAACGCUAGCUAACUACCCUGGCUAACGUGGAUGAGAAGAAUCGCCCUGAUUCUGGUAACCACGUAUGGUAGGUAACGUUAGCUAGCGAUGUUACACUAGGUUAGGGAGCGACAUCUCCACGAGUCGUACAGAUGCUUUCUUCAUUCCACUGCUAGUAUUCCUUUUUUGUCGUGGUAAUCAGUUAGCUAUCGUUAUUAGCAGGUGACAGUUUGUAGCGAAUAACGACGUUACAAUCAAUCCAGCAACAGAUAAUGUCUCUGGUGUAGUUAGUUAGCUAGAUCAGGGUUUCCCAAACUCGGUCCUGCCCCCCACCCUGGUACACAUUUGGGUUUUUGCCAUAGCACUACACAGCUGAUUCAAAUAGCCAACUCAUCAUCAAACUUUGAUUAUUUGAACCAGCUGUGUAGUGUUAGGGCAAAAACCAAAACGUGCCUCAGGACCGAGUUUGGGAAACCCUGAGCUACGUUAGAUAGCUAAUGUUAGCGAUGCCUGACAGGAACCGUCUUAUUAAAGAGCUACUGACUGUAGCUAACGUUAGCUACCAGCACGCCAACAUUAGCAAGCAGAGUGGGUAGUUAACGUUAGUUGGCUAGUAGCGCUGUCAACCACUGGUUGAAUCACCAAAUUAGAAAUGCAGCAAGCUAGUUAGACAGGAAAGGUCAGACAGCCAUCUAACGUUAUUUAGGUAAUGUUAGCUACCUAGCUAGCUACGUUUCCACAUUUGGUGAGUUUGAAGAGAGACUGGUAAACUUCAAUUACUAGUUUCAUGUCAGACAUUUUUCCAACAGUCAAUUUUUCAGCUUCAAACUCACCAAAUUGUGACCAUGAAAUUGAUGAUCAUAUGAGCUAGCUAGCUAGUAAUAUCCAGCUAACGUUAAAUCCAGUGGCUACAUCAUCCAGCCAAGUUAGCUAAAAAGCUUGUUUAACCUACCAUCUUGUUUAUUCUGCAGUGUGUUUAAGUUACAUCAUAAGAGAUAUGUGUGGUUGCUAAGUAGUAAGACCUCAACAUUGCCAAGGAUCUACCUCCUUGCCAAAUGUUUUAAUGCAUGCAUUUGUUUGGUUUUACUGCUAUGAUCAAAGAGCAAGUGGAUAGUUGAUGAUUUGUGAGCCAACCAGAAAUUAAGCAAGUAUGGAUUGCAAGCUAGACUUCUUCAAAACAAACUGUUAUAAUGCAUUUUCACCACUCUUCCUCAGAUGUCACUUCAAAGUCCAGCAACUAUUUCAGGGGCAAUCCCAUCUCUUGUGGUUUGUUUGUAUUGCCUUUUGUGUCUAAAGGCCAUUUAUUGUCUGGUUACUGAGUAUACAAUCAAUAAUUGAACAGCUUCCGGCAAUGUGCUCAUUGAAGUGCUUUGCAGUUAGACAGCUGGACCUUUCCUGAGAGGAUUGAAUCUGUGCUCUGUAUACUAGGGACCAUGGUAGCACCCCUGACUUUGUUAAGCUUGAAAGUUGUUGUAGGGCUGGGAUCAGAUGGCCAUUCAUUCAUAGGCUUCAGAUAACACAUGCUCAGCACAUGAAUACACAGACAUUGAGUCACAUGCUCUGGCAAUACACAGUCUGACUGUACACACACUCAUUGAGGUCAUUGAUGAGUCAGUGGGUGGAGUCACUAUAGUUGCAGGAAAUACUGUAAUUUUCAAACAGACAUUCUAAAUGGAUUAUUAGGAUGAGUAGUAAAAUGACUCAUUGGUGGGCUGUGCUAAAGAGAAAUGAAUAGAAAACAGUACAAUGAUGCAACCCCAGCCAGAGAGUCUGCAAGUCCUUGGUAUUUGGUUUGGCAGAAUCUGAAUCCCUGUCGUAUUCAAGUGACCAAUCUGUCAGAAUUGGGUCACAAGGAGGAUUUCUUGAAUCCAUGGUGUCAUAGUUCAAUCUCAACAGCUCUGUCUGAGUAAUCGCGACAAUGUAAUACCGCUCAUGUAGCUGGUCACGACACACACAGCCAUACAAAUGAGGGUCGCCCAGUCCUACAAUAUGUGUUGAACACACGAUUGAAAGGGGUUAGAUGAAGUGUGUGUGCAUGAGCAAAAUAUACAUUCUUUCUGGUGUUGUAGAAGGAUUUGCCUUUCUCUAGUAGGCUGGUACCACACUGCUCCAGUCCAAUCCGAGCCCCUUCCUCAUUACCCUGAAUCAGUCCUGUCAGGUGUCUUUACAUCGGCUAAUUAGGCUUUCCACCAAGCUGGCACCAAUCCCCACAGGGCGGUCUGGAAACUCCACUGGACGUCAUUAGCAUUUUAAUACCUUCCUGGAGUAACAUCACUGUGACUGACUGGACGGACCACUUCAAGCAGCCCCCAACACUCGUGCUGUAAGUGCGUAGAACUGGUUUGUUCUGAACCUGUUUUGUUAUUUUUUUUUUGAGUUAAGUGAUUGGACUGGUUUUGCAUGGAGAGAGGCUGUAUCUAGUUCUUGCACUCAUAAUCAUAAGCUAGUAUUUCCAUUGGUGAUUUUAUUCUAACCACUCUCUUUGUAAAUCUUUGCUGUAUUGUGUAAGUGGUUUCCAUUUCCUGUCAGUGUGUUCUCAGGCUGCCUUUUCCAGACUGCCUGCCUCCAUCUCUCAGUAGCACUACUCACCAGCCCUGUCUGUCCCCUCUAGUCUCGGACCACCUGCCUAGUUCUCCAGCAGCCUGUCACCAUGCCACAUGGUCACUAUAAUGCUGUUAAUCUGGGGCUGAUCCAACCCUCUGCCGUGUGCAAAUUAGGAACACUUAGACACUCACAGGAACACCUAUUAAAGAUAGGGCUGUGACGGUCAUGGAAUUUCGGAUUACUGUUAUUGGUCAGCCAAAUGGUUAUCGUUAUACCAUUUAGAAUAGAAUCAUAAUAAUGCAAUUAAUAUGAACGCAACAAUUUCAAAGAUUUUACUGAGUUACAGUUCAUAUAAGGAAAUCAUUACGCCCCAAUCUAUGGAUUUCACAUGACUGGGCAAGUGCGCAGCCAUGGGUGGGGCUGGGAGCCAGGCACAGCCAAUCAGAAUACGUUUUUCCCCACAAAAGGGCUUUAUUACAGACACAAAUACUCCUCAAUUUCAUCAGCUGUCCGGGUUGCUGGUCUCCGACGAUCCCGCAGGUGAAGAAGCCGGAUGUGGAGGUCCUGCGCUGCUGUGGUUACCUGUGGUCUGCGGUUGUGAGGCCGGUUGGACAUACUGCUAAAUUCUCUAAAAUGACAUUGGAGGCAGCUUAUGGUUAGAGAAAUUAACAUUAAAUUCUCCGGCAACAGCUCUGGUGGACAUUCCUGCAGUCAGCAUGCCAAUUACACGCUCCCUCAAAAUCUCUGGCAUUGUCUGACAAAACUGCACAUUUUAGGGUGGCCUUUUAUUGUCCCCAGCGCAAGGUGCCUUUGUAAUGAUCAUGCUGUUUAAUCAGCUUGUUGAUAUGCCACACCUGUCAGGUGGAUGGAUUAUCUUGGCAAAGGAGAAAUGCUCACUAAUAGGCAUGCAAACAAAUAUGUGCACAACAUUUGAGAGAAAUACGCUUUUUGUACGUAUGGAACAUUUCUGGGAUCUUUUAUUUUACAUGUUUCGUUUUAUAUUUUUGUUCAGUAUAAAUUUUUUGUUGACCAAAUUCGACACUCAUUGAUCUCAUACAAAAAUUAUUUAUUAUUUUUGUGGACAGAUUUUGGGCGACGUAAAACCUCCUGCUUCGCCUCUUUCUCUGUUACAAACCAUGAUGACAGAGAGGAUUAAAUGACACUGGGUCACAUGAUUCAGUGUCAUUUAUCUGGCCUCAUUUUAACUGGCUGCUGGCCCAUUUGGUAUGAAAAUAUAUGCACUCACUAACUGUUAAUUGCUCUGGAUAAGAGUGUCUGCUAAAUGACUUAAAUGUAAAUGUCAUCAUAUACACUGCUCAAAAAAAUAAAGGGAACACUUAAACAACACAAUGUAACUCCAAGUCAAUCACACUUCUGUGAAAACAAACUGUCCACUUAGGAAGCAACACUGAUUGACAAUAAAUGUCACAUGCUGUUGUGCAAGUGGAAUAGACAACAGGUGGAAAUUAUAGGCAAUUAGCAAGACACUCUCAAUAAAGGACUGGUUUUGCAGGUGGUGACCACAGACCACUUCUCAGUUCCUAUGCUUCCUGGCUGAUGUUUUGGUCACUUUUGAAUGCUGGCGGUGCUUUCACUCUAGUGGUAGCAUGAGACUGAGUUUACAACACACACAAGUGGCUCAGGUAGUGCAGCUCAUCCAGGAUGGCAUAUCAAUGCGAGCUGUGGCAAGAAGGUUUGCUGUGUCUGUCAGCGUAGUGUCCAGAGCAUGGAGGCGCUACCAGGAGAGGUGGAGGAGGCCGUAGGAGGGCAACAACCCAGCAGCAGGACCGCUACCUCCGCCUUUGUGCAAGGAGGAGCAGAAGGAGCACUGCCAGAGCCCUGCAAAAUGACCUCCAGCAGGCCACAAAUGUGCAUGUCUGCUCAAACGGUCAGAAACAGACUCCAUGAGGGUGGUAUGAGGGCCCGACGUCCACAGGUGGGGGUUGUGCUUACAGCCCAACACCGUGCAGGACGUUUGGCAUUUGCCAGAGAACACCAAGAUUGGCAAAUUUGCCACUGGCGCCAUGUGCUCUUCACAGAUGAAAGCAGGUUCACACUGGGCACGUGACAGACGUGACAGAGUCUGGAGACGCCGUGGAGAACGUUCUGCUGCCUGCAACAUCCUCCAGCAUGACCGGUUUGGCGGUGGGUCAGUCAUGGUGUGGGGUUGGCAUUUCUUUGGGGGGCCGCACAGCCCUCCAUGUGCUCGCCAGAGGUAGCCUGACUGCCAUUAGGUACCGAGAUGAGAUCCUCAGACCCCUUGUGAGACCAUAUGCUGGUGCGGUUGGCCCUGGGUUCCUCCUAAUGCAAGACAAUGCUAGACCUCAUGUGGCUGGAGUGUGUCAGCAGUUCCUGCAAGAGGAAGGCAUUGAUGCUAUGGACUGGCCCGCCCGUUCCCCAGAUCUGAAUCCAAUUGAGCACAUCUGGGACAUCAUGUCUCGUUCCAUCCACCAACGCCCCAUUGCACGACAGACUGUCCAGGAGUUGGUGGAUGCUUUAGUCCAGGUCUGGGAGGAGAUCCCUCAGGAGACCAUCCGCCACCUCAUCAGGAGCAUGCCCAGGCGUUGUAGGGAGGUCAUACAGGCACGUGGAGGCCAAACACACUACUGAGCCUCAUUUUGACUUGUUUUAAGGACAUUACAUCAAAGUUGGAUCAGCCUGUAGUGUGGUUUUCCACUUUAAUUUUGAGGGUGACUCCAAAUCCAGACCUCCAUGGGUUGAUACAUUUGAUUUCCAUUGAUCAUUUUUGUGUGAUUUUGUUGUCAGCACAUUCAACUAUGUAAAGAAAAAAGUAUUUAAUUAGAUUAUUUCAUUCAUUCAGAUCUAGGAUGUGUUAUUUUAGUGUUCCCUUUUAUUUUUUUGAACAGUGUAUGUCUCACACACAUGCUGAUAGAGCUUGAGUGCGUCUUGGGGCAUUCACUGCAUUGCUUUUACCGAGUGAUCCAAUUUAGGUUAACGUGAUGAUCAUCAACAUGUUGACAGUGCUGUUACUGCUCUAAUGGAUGUUAAGUGCUUUCAGAGCAGGAGAAACCCCAUGAGCCCCACAGAGAAAAAACCCUUUGCCUACUCUCCUAACACCUUUCGCUUUCAUCAGUGCAUCAUGGACUGCUCCCCAUCAGUUAUAAUCAACAAUAGACUGUAAAACUACUUUGUUUCUGAUUUAAAGUCCAGUUUUAUAAUCCCCUCAUAUGUAUUAACAUAUCUUGGGCCAGAUAGGUUUAGCAUUGAAUGCAAAGUAGAGGUGUGAUUCACAGACACAUUCACUAGCACUACUCAUGUUAUCGGAUAUCGAAGUGCUCAGUGUUUUCUCUGGUGAACAGGGGCAUGAUGUUUGUCACUUCUGAUGCCAGCCCUGGAUAUCUGAUACCAUCAAUGAGACCAGUGGAUGGAUAGUAGGGUUGGCACUGCCCCACAGGAGCAGAGGUCCCAGACAGCUUAGUUUAUCUACCCCAUAAUCACCUCUGGGCAGUCAGCCCAUGGUGAAGGGCAGGGCAAGCAUGGUUCAGUAGUACAAAUCACAGCAGGACUGGACAGAGCCUUUCUGCCAAUAGUAUUAAUAAUAGGCAGUUCUACAGCAUUAGUGCUUAAAAACAGCACUUCCUCUGUUAUUGGUGUUACUGAUGGAUUAUGACCAGAUUAUGGCCUUUUCUCUGUAAUUUGUUUGGUGAGGGAGUAGGCUGUCUGGACAGUGUACGCAUGUUUGUGUGGUACACUAGCGAAUGCGUACCAGCCUCAUAGACAUGGGGAUCAAGAUGCUUGUAGUGCUCAGAAGAACGUGACAACACGGAACACGCCACAUUAAUGAACUUGUCGGACUCUUGUGUGUCUAUGCUGGGCAUUUUGAGGAAUGGGUCUCGUUCUCAGGGAAUAAAGGUGUCCCUUUGUCCUCGGCUGGCGCCGGGCCCAGAGCUGAGGCGGUUGCUGCUAUUAGAGCAACGUGUGAGACAGAGCUUCCCUCUGUGGCCACUGGAUUCCACAGGCCUGUUUGUGUGCAUUGGUGACAUUUUAAUGUUGGAUUAAAUGGAGCCACUUGUCAUUUGUUGAUGACCGAUCUCAUGUCUACACUUCCCUGUUGAUAUAAACAAAAUAUCUUGAAGGAUGUUUGGUCACACUAACAUUAACCUAUAUAGGCCAGGCAUGACCUUUUUAUUCAUUUCCGGUGAAUCAACCGUGAAAUGGACCUAGACAAACCCAUGUAAUUACCCUGUCCUUGUAUUAAAGUAUGUAGGUUGUUCCCUACAGUUGCCGGUAAUAGUGUUACAAACUUUUUUUUUCAUUCAGCCUGUGACUGUGUGUUUAGUCAUGUGUGGGAGUAUGUGAAUGUGGUAACUGGACCAGUCCAGUGUAAUUUAUUUUCUCUCUCUCGUUCUCUCUUAUUUUCUUUCAUAGCUUGUUCUCCAUCUUUUUAAAUAGGGAGCCAAUUUGUUUUCAGCACUUUUAUUUCCAUGACUGAUCAGAACUUGUUCUCAUGGCUCUCUUGUCCCUCUUCAGCGGACAUAUGGUGAGCAAUAUGUUUGGAACAUCGAAUCACAGUAUCAAAUUGCAAUUGAUAUAGAAUCGUAAUACUGGCAAUUCCCAGCCCUAGUUUAAAUGGCAUCUUAUUUCUUACAAAAGGGCCAACCUCUCCUAUAGUUUGAAUUUUUAUAUCUAGCAGCAGCAUAUGCCCUGCCUGACCCAGUUUAUGGGUACUCUUUGGGGUUUUAUUAUGGUAAUUACAUCUCUGUUACACUGAGCAACCCUCCAAUCAGCCACUGAUGACAGGAACAGGGGCCAGGUCCACCCUCAAGCACUAGGCUAGAGUGAAAUCCCUGCUCUUGAGUCAGACCUAUUAUUUCUCUUGUUGGUAAUUCCCUCUUUGACUCCUCUUGGAAAUGUUUGCAGUAAGAUCAGCCCGGGGAGUGUGUCAUGAUUGUUUGUCAGGGCGUUAUUGGUAUCUCCAGGGGAAAUGAGUAGGCUUAUUCAGGGUUUUUUCUAGAUCAAAAAGGGGCUUAAGUAGUAGGCUUGGCAGGGGUGUGGCAAUGGGCACGGUUGAAUUUGAGAGAAUUCUACCGUGCCCAUCUUUCCUGCAAUUCUCGGAAUUUCUCCAUUGAGCCGAGAUACAUUUUUGCGGUUUUAAAGUUCAUUCUGUGCAAUUCUACACAUUUUGCCAUGAGCUGAUAGAAAAUGUUGCAGUUUUAGAGCAAAUUUCCAUUCUGCCAUGGAGUUUUAAAGAUAAUUUCCUGCAAUUCUAUGCAUUUUGCCAUGGCUAAUGCUGUGUUCUUUUGCUCAAACUUAAUAACAAAACCAAUACUGGUAAAUUCAUUGUCUUGGGAAUUUUCAAUUCCCCUGACUGUCUAGCUUUUAUUUUGGUGAUUGUUUGUUCUCAAAGAUUCUAUUAUUUAAAAAAAUAUAUAUAUAUUUUCUACAUACUUUAUAUCUGGUUUUAGUCAUUUAAGUUUGCACUUAAAGCGUUUUUCUGUUUUUUUUGUACAGUUUGGACUUAGGCAGCCCACCCAAGGGUUUCUAUGGCAGAAAAUUCCAUGUUAUUCAUUCACACUAUCAAGCUAUCUGCCCAGUUAAUCAGGAGUCAAUGAUCAACGGUUCCCUGCACCAAAUCCCUAUAUGCAACGUAAUGCCCACACAAACACCUGGAAUAAAUGAGGUUAGGUAGAAAACAAGGCAAAGGGAAGAAAGACCAUAGUUGCCUGCAGCUUACAGACUCUACUUCGUCAUUACCAUAUUUCACGGUUAGUAACAGUCUGAUUUUAAGUGUUCUGAGCCAUUGGAACUAUCCUGUUACUUCUUCCAUAAUGUUGAAUGGUGUGUUUCCAUUGGACACAGAAUGUGUCAGACUUUCCCCACUUUAUAGUCCCUUGGGAAAGAUGAUUGGGAGGGUAGGCAGUAGGCACUACUAGGCAGGUAAGGGACUCCCAUAGGUACAGACUGACUGACGUCAAUGGAACUGAAACAGCAGGUUUACAGGAAACAUGGAGGUGUGUGCGUGUUAGGCAUGGGAAAAUAUGUUUAGGAAAAGUUUGUUUUUUAUUUUGCUUUAGAGCAGGCUACUCUUUUUAGUGGCAUUUGAUGUCAGCAACAACCUUUUAGGCCUCAGGCGGUCUUUGUGACCUGCCCUGUUCUUUUACAGCUCCAUUUAGCUGUUGUGGUGGUUCAGCUGGCACAACUUUAACUUCCUGCUUUGUCCUCGUUCAGGUUUCAUCUAAUGGCACUUCCUUUCCUUCCUCUAUCCCAGCACUCCCUAGGUGUGUAAGCAGCUCCUGUAAGAAGGCCCCACCACCGGUCCCUCCGCGCACCACCUCCAAGCCCUACAUCUCUGUGACGGUGCAGAGCAGCACUGAGUCAGCCCAGGACACAUACCUGGACCAACAGGACCGCCGCAGCGAGGCCAACAGCCAAUCAGGACGCAGCAACUCCUCCGAUAGCCUCUGCAGCCUGCGUACAGGCAGCCUGGCCAAGGGCUCUCAGCCCCGGGCCCCAGCCCCCGUCGCUGCUCCUGUCCCUGCCCCGAGGGACUACCACCCACCUCCCUCCUUCAGCACCACCACAAGUACCGGCACCCAGGUCGAGCCCCAGAAUGACACUCUAAACCCAGGCCCCAGCCUCACUCCAGACCAGUCCCUAACCCUUCCAGAGCCUGUUCCCACAAAGAGGAAGCUUUCGUCUAUCGGCAUCCAGGUGAGCCCAGGAAUCAAUUUUCUAAAUUGACUGGUAGUUCAGCUUUUAAUGUCUGUAAUGCACUGUAAUCUGUAGGGAGGAUGCUUAGAAUGACUCAUUCAUUGUAAUGGUUGACUCAUAGGUGGACUGCGUUCAGCCAAUCCAGAGAGAGGAUCAACCUCCCCCCUCGACCAAGUUCCAGUCUAUUGGAGUGCAAGUGGAGAACGGCAGGCCGUAAGUCAAAUCCUUAUCAACACAAGAUCAUUAUCUCAAUCAGCUGAUCACUCAAUCAGCUGUUCACAGCCAGUAAUAGUCAUUUAUGAUUUUCUAGGGAUUUAACGAUUCACCUAUAUGCAUCAGUCCCGAUUCAAAUGUUUAAGAUGCAAGUGCAGUGGUCCACAGAUGCCAAACCGAUGAAAAUUUUAGCUUGCAUUGGUCAGAAAACCGUUUCAAACAUUUCAAAUUGCGGGUUCACUAAAAUGUUUUGCUCAUAUUAUUUCCGAAAAUACCUCAAAUUUUUGGUGCCAACUGAUGCGUCCUCUGUCAGUGUCGAACUGCAUGUAACUGCGUUGACAGUCAUUGAUCUAAAAGUCAUUUUGCAUGCGUGCCGAAUAACCCCAGGCAAUAUCAGUAGUCUAGUCAAACUGUGUCCAGUUUCGCCCGCUGACCGACGCGAGGUAGGUGGCCUUUUCCUGAUAUUUCACAUCUGCAUGACACCUUCAGCAUUCAAAUGGUAAAAUGGCUUGUGUGAUACAGUAUUAUAAUAAUAAAUAUAAUAUGCCAUUUAGCAGAUGCUUUUAUCCAAAGCGACUUACAGUCAUGCGUGCAUACAUUUUUGUGUAUGGGUGGUCCCGGGGAUCGAACCCACUACCUUGGCGUUACAAGCGCCGUGCUCUACCAGCUGAGCUAUUAGGCUUUAUUAGUUGAGUGACAACCUAUGUCAUUUGCUAGGUUAUUGUUAUCUAUGCGCUGGUGAAAAUGUUGUUUUACCGGAAUAAAAAUAAGCUACUGGAGACCAGGGGUUGGAACCGACUCAGGGAACAGAACGGAAAACCGGAACAUAAUUACAUUUUUCCAGAACCAGGAACGAAAGUGAUAUAUACUGUUCCGGAACAGAACUGUUUUAAAAGCAUGGGAACCGGGCAUUUUUUUCCCAGUUCCACAAAAAAGACAAAGUGCCUAUGCAAAGCCCUCUCUCACUCAGAAACGUUGUCUGCCUGCCAGCUGAAAAUCUUCACCUGUGUGUGUGUGUGUAGGUAACCUGCCCCCCGUUUUUUUUUUAUUUUUUUACAAUCAGUGUAUAUGGUCAUUUUUAGAUAUACAGGGUUGAUAUUUUCAUAACGAGGCACACUGCAUGGCCAAAGCGAGAGAAGAUAUUUCCAAACAGUCAAAACCAUUCAAUUUUUAAGAUAGGGAGUGAGAUCCAAAGUUGUUGUAUAUAUUAAUUGGCUAUGUCAUAGCUAAUUUGUAAACUAAAAAAUAUUGAUACGUUACUAGCUAGUGCUGAGCGAUUAACCAAAAUUAUAUUUCGUUCAUUUUUUUGUUGGUGCUGUGAGCGCAAUGCGCACAUUGCACAGCUUCUCUAUAGAUAAAUCAGCCUGAACUGUGGGAUGUUGUAGUUUCCAACCGCCCAAUAUUCUACAUAGUUUAGCGCAUAAAAUGUGGGAAUUAACUACAAUGACCAUAAUCCAUUGCGCAUCUACUUGUCCUGUUUUUUUAUUUUGUGCCUGCUGCGAAAGAGACAAGAAUGCGCGUGAGGGGAUAUAGAGAGCAGAUGUUUCUUCAUGAGGUAUCUCUACAUGAAAAUACAUGAUCUAAGUGAUUGAUAGUUGGUAUUCAGCAGUCCAUAAAAGUAUGCCUUAUUUACUUUGAAGAACUACUAAAAUAGUGAUUCUGUCAGACAGCAUAGACAGCAGCUCUAUAGAGAUGAGAUGAUGACCUGGAAUGAAAUAAUAGUCAUCAAAUGAAACAAAUGUAAUAUACACAACAACUGAAAUAUUUUAUUAAAGUAAUGUGAAUCAAUUAUGGUUAAUAAGUGAUAAGCAAUAAUGGGCAGUCAGUACCAUGUGUUACAGCAUUCAACCCAAAUUAUUGUCAUUUAUUUAUUUGAUAAUCGAACCGAAACCAAACCGACCUCAAAAGGCACUAAUCGCUCAGCACAUUACUAACUCAAACACUUAAUCUGCAGAAAUGACAAGUUAAUUAGUGGGUGCUGGUGAUAUCAGUACCAAAGUGGGGAGAGAGAGAAAACAUAGGCAACAUUGCCCCCCUCUCCCUAAUCUGAUAGUGGUAUAUGUCUAGUCUCCCUUAUGGCUCAGAUCAGGAGCCUACACAGUACAUACACCAUAGACAUACAUCAUUUAUACACACACACACACUAGGGCCGGGACGAUACCAGUAUCGCGAUACGCGUUAGUAAUGUGGCAACGAAACAAAACACGAAGAGGAUUUUACUUCUUUAGGAAAACAGCCCUAAUGUUGAAAACAAAUAUUAUGUUUCCAAGCUAUAGCACACAAUAUUUUACAUACAUUAGGUUCUUAAAGGACCGAAGAGUAAAGGCCGCUUCGUGUUUUCAUUUUUGCCAUGGAAAGAAUAUUGCAAUACUGGUAUCGUCACAGCCCUAACACACACACACACACACACACACACACAGACAGACACACACACAGAUCCAGCUCAGAGAGGCCCUGCUCAUGAGCUCCAUCAGCAGCAGAUUAGAAAGUUGAAUGAAAAAUGAAUGCGUUUAUACAACAGAUGUUAGUGCAUCGAAUCGUAUUGCAUCGAACCGUAACGCAUCGAUUCGUUCUCUAAUCAAACCGAAUAGUUUCAAACUAAAACGUAUCGUUCCUGUAUCAUAUCGGAGCCCAUGUAUCUAGAUGUGUAUCGAAUCAUCUUGAAAGGGAAAGAUGCACAUCCCACAUUUUCACAUUGGAGACCUUGAUGUUUUCAGAAACAUUUCCUUCACAAUCUCUAAAUUUAACUGCUUCACAUUUCUGUGUUUGUGCAUCUCCUGCUGUGUUCAGCCGUUACUCCAUCCAUCCAUCCAUCCAUCCAUCCACACCCUCUGUGAUCCCUGUUUCCUCCCUCCCGCCCUGGCAUGGCUUCAGCCUGUUUGGUCCAGGCAGUUACCAAGGUCACUCAGCAGUCACUCUGUGAGCUAGUGCUGGCAGCAAUAGCAGCGUUAGUGUAGCACCUCUCUCUCUCUCUCUCUCUCUCUCUCUCUCUCUCGGUCUGUCUCAUUGAUGGCCUGUUUCUCUUGUUUUGGCUACAGUGGAGGAGGCAGAGUGCUGUGAAGAAUUUCCCAUUUAAAAAGCCUAGUGCAGAGUAAUUCCCCCUAAUCACAUUGGUUGGACUGUAUUGCCCACUUUGUCUGUUCUCCCUAUCGCUGAACGCUGUAAUCCAUCUGCCUUUUAUCUCGUCCUGCCCCCCCCCACCUCUCUCUCUCCCUAUCCAUCUCUCUCUCCCUCGCCCCCCCCACCUCUCUCUCUCUCCCCUAUCCAUCUCUCUCUCCCUCGCCCCCCCCCACCUCUCUCUCUCCCUAUCCAUCUCUCUCUCCCUCGCCCCCCCCCCCACCUCUCUCUCUCUCCCGAUCCAUCUCUCUCUCCCUUGCCCCCCCACCUCUCUCUCUCUCCUCUCCCUCGCCCCCCCACCUCUCUCUCUCCCUAUCCAUCUCUCUCUUCCUCGCCCCCCCCACCUCUCUCUCUCCCUAUCAUCUCUCUCUCCCUCGCCCCCCACCUCUCUCUCUCUCCCUCGCCCCCCCCACCUCUCUCUCUCCCUAUCCAUCUCUCUCUCCAUUUUCUCAUCAUGCUGUCUCUGCUUUUCUCUUAGCCUCUGCAGUAAAAGCAAUGUCCUAUAUCUAUCAGUCAAACUCCACUUCAUAAUGAUGGCUUACUGUAUGCCUGUUGUUGGGAGAGGAAGUCUGACCUAGAACUAAUGACUUCAUACAAACUGUCCUUGGGCUAUGUAUUAACAUAGUGUGUCAGUGUUCCAGUAAUCUCUAGACCACAGUAGUCAGAGAUUGGGGCAGUGAUUUGUGGUCGUCAGACCCCAAGGUCAACGUUUUUACAUCCAUAGUAAAUGAUCUCCGAACUGGACCAAUACUAAUUUGUGUGUGUGUCCAUCCAGACUCAGCCGGGCCAGCAGCAUGGCCUCCAGACAGAACACUGAGACAGAGCCUCAGGACUCUCAACAAGACGCCCAUCCCUCAGAAAACAACGGUAGAGCCAACUGCAACAGCCAGCUGCUAGAUCCUGCCCCCGCUGCCUCCAACGGUGAGGACAGCGCGGUGGCGCGGCAGCUCCCCAAACAUGCCCCAGUCCCAACCAGAGCGUCCGCCUCCCUCCCAGAGAGAAUGGACCCGGCCCUGGACCCCUCCUCCCUGCCCCCUCCAGACCCCAGCUUGGGGAGUGGCAAUGGCAGUGCCCAGGGAGAUGCAGCCCAGCCCGGCACGCCCACCUGCCUCCGGGACGGCAACUGGUUCCUCAAACUACUACAGGCUGAGACAGCACGCAUGGAGGGCUGGUGUCAACAGAUGGAGCAGGAGACCAAAGACAAGGACAUCUCAGAGGAGGGUAAGACACUACACCAUACUCACUCUAACCAGCUAAAUGUAUACGAGACCGUAGACUAUACUCACUCUGAUAGGCAUAGAGGUUUUUCAAAGAAUAAGAGACAGUCUAUCAUACUCACUCUAUACAUUAGACCUCUAUACAUUAGACAGAGAUACAAUCUUCUAUCAGUGAAUACCCUGUCAGUUCUCUGACAUGUGGAAUUGGUAUUGAAAUGAUGAUGUCCCUGAAGCCCUAAGACAACAGACAGUCCAUACCAGCUCCUGUCUGCUGUGGAGAUUGGAGAGGGCAGGACAGGCUCAUUAAUGCUAAUAGUUAGUGGCUGACGCUGCUCAUUACCUCCUUCAGUCUAAUAGUACUACUGCAGACGGCCUCUUUGAUCCUCCAUGAUCUGCCUCAGCCAGGCAGAUAGAUAAUAUACCUCUGUGUCAGGCAGAUAGAUAAUACAGUGGGGAGAACAAGUAUUUGAUACACUGCCGAUUUUGCAGGUUUUCCUACUUACAAAGCAUGUAGAGGUCUGUAAUUUUUAUCAUAGGUACACUUCAACUGUGAGAGACGGAAUCUAAAACAAAAAUCCAGAAAAUCACAUUGUAUGAAUUUUAAGUAAUUAAUUUGCAUUUUAUUGCAUGACAUAAGUAUUUGAUCACCUACCAACCAGUAAGAAUUCCGGCUCUCACAGACCUGUUAGUUUUUCUUUAAGAAGCCCUCCUGUUCUCCACUCAUUACCUGUAUUAACUGCACCUGUUUGAACUCGUUACCUGUAUAAAAGACACCUGUCCACACACUCAAUCAAACAGACUCCAACCUCUCCACAAUGGCCAAGACCGGAGAGCUGUGUAAGGACAUCAGGGAUAAAAUUGUAGACCUGCACAAGGCUGGGAUGGGCUACAGGACAAUAGGCAAGCAGCUUGGUGAGAAGGCAACAACUGUUGGCGCAAUUAUUAGAAAAUGGAAGAAGUUCAAGAGGACGGUCAAUCACCCUCGGUCUGGGGCUCCAUGCAAGAUCUCACCUCGUGGGGCAUCAAUGAUCGUGAGGAAGGUGAGGGAUCAGCCCAGAACUACACGGCAGGACCUGGUCAAUGACCUGAAGAGAGCUGGGACCACAGUCUCAAAGAAAACCAUUAGUAACACACUACGCCGUCAUGGAUUAAAAUCCUGCAGCGCACGCAAGGUCCCCCUGCUCAAGCCAGCGCAUGUCCAGGCCCAUCUGAAGUUUGCCAAUGACCAUCUGGAUGAUCCAGAGGAGGAAUGGGAGAAGGUCAUGUGGUCUGAUGAGACAAAAAUAUACAUUUACAUUUUAGUCAUUUAGCAGACGCUCUUAUCCAGAGCGACUUACAGUUAGUGAAUACAUUCUUAUUUUAUUUUUUAUACUGGCCCCCCGUGGGAAUCGAAACAACAACCCUGGCGUUGCAAACGCCAUGCUCUAUCAACUGAGCUACAUCCCUGCCGGCCAUUCCCUCCCCUACCCUGGACGACGCUGGGCCAAUUGUGCGCCGCCCAUGAGUCUCCCGGUCGCGGCCGGCUGCGACAGAGCCUGGAUUCGAACCAGGAUCUCUAGUGGCACAGUUAGCACUGCGAUGCAGUGCCUUAGACCACUGCGCCACUCAGGAGUUAGCUUUUUGGUCUAAACUCCACUCGCCUUGUUUGGAGGAAGAAGAAGGAUGAGUACAACCCCAAGAACACCAUCCCAACCGUGAAGCAUGGAGGUGGAAACAUCAUUCUUUGGGGAUGCUUUUCUGCAAAGGGGACAGGACGACUGCACCACAUUGAGGGGAGGAUGGAUGGGGCCAUGUAUCGCGAGAUCUUGGCCAACAACCUCCUUCCCUCAGUAAGAGCAUUGAAGAUGGGUCGUGGCUGGGUCUUCCAGCAUGACAACGAUCCGAAACACACAGCCAGGGCAACUAAGGGUGGCUCCGUAAGAAGCAUCUCAAGGUCCUGGAGUGGCCUAGCCAGUCUCCAGACCUGAACCCAAUAGAAAAUCUUUGGAGGGAGCUGAAAGUCCGUAUUGCCCAGCGACAGCCCCGAAACCUGAAGGAUCUGGAGAAGGUCUGUAUGGAGGAGUGGGCCAAAAUCCCUGCUGCAGUGUGUGCAAACCUGGUCAAGACCUACAGGAAACGUAUGAUCUCUGUAAUUGCAAGCCGGUUUCUGUACCAAAUAUUAAGUUCUGCUUUUCUGAUGUAUCCAAUACUUAUGUCAUGCAAUAAAAUGCAAAUUAAUUACUUAAAAAUCAUACAAUGUGAUUUUCUGGAUUUUUGUUUUAGAUUCCGUCUCUCACAGUUGAAGUGUACCUAUGAUAAAAAUUACAGACCUCUACAUGCUUUGUAAGUAGGAAAACCUGCAAAAUCGGCAGUGUAUCAAAUACUUGUUAUCCCCACUGUAUACCUCUCUGUCAGGCAGAUUUUUAUUUAUUUUUAUUUUACUUUUAUUUAACUAGGCAAGUCAGUUAAGAACAAAUUCUUAUUUACAAUGACGGCCUACACCGGCCAAACCCAGACGACGCUGGGCCAAUUGUGAGCCGCCCUAUGGGACUCCCAAUCACGGCCGGUUGUGAUACAGCCUGGAAUCGAACUGGAGGUCUGUAGUGACGCCUCAGGCACUGAGCUGCAGUGCCUUAGACUGCUGCGCCACUCGGUAGAUAAUAUACCUCUGUGUCAGGCAGAUGGAUAAUAUACCUCUGUGUCAGGCAGAUAGAUAAUAUACCUCUGUGUCAGGCAGAUAGAUAAUAUACCUCUGUGUCAGGCAGAUAGAUAAUAUACCUCUGUGUCAGGCAGAUAGAUAACAGGGGCGGCAGGUAGACUGGCGGGUAGGAGCGUUGGGCCAGUAACCGAAAGGUUGCCGGAUCGAAUCCCAGAGCUGACAAGGUAGAAAUCUGCCAUUCUACCCCUGAGCAAGGCAGUUAACCCACUGUUCCCCGGGCGCUGAUGACGUGGAUGUCGAUUUAAGGCAGCCCCACGCACCUCUCUGAUUCAGAGGGGUUGGGUUUUAAUGCAUUGUUGUACAACUGACUAGGUAUCCAUCUUUCCCUAAUAUAACUCUGUAUCAGGCAGAUGGAUAAUAUACCUCUUUAUCAGGCAGAUGGAUAAUAUACCUCUGCAUUGCAGUUAAUGAAUGUGUAAUGAACAGGAUUGACUCCCACAUCAGGUUAUUCCUCAGCAGACCUGUAUUGUAUGAAUUUAUGCAAAUGUUAGUACCGAAAUAAAACAGUGUAUAAAAAGUAUUUUUUAUAACCUUUGGGGAAAAAAUAUUAGUCAUUUAUUUUAAGGAUGAAGUGUGUCACCAGCAGUGUAAUGAAAAUAGUAAUUAAGGACAAAAAAUAUCAGAUACAUGCCACAUAACCAUACAAUUUUUAGGGCAUUUUAUAUUGCCAUUAAAAAAUAUUGUGCUCUAUGCCCAUUUAAAGAACCUGCAUGUUGUUGUGAUGGCUGACUGGUUGUUGUUAUCUGUGUGUAGUGAUGGGGACAGUCCGCAGUGCAGUGGGCAGUGCCCAGCUCCUCAUAGCCCAGAAGUUCCAGCAGUUCAGAGGACUCUGUGAUGAGAACCUGGUGAGUAGCACUAACCCUACAAAUGCCCUGUUCAUCUGACAUAUUUCAAUGCACCUUUUUCAGUCUCAGCAUGCAAAGGUUGUUGUUUUAGAGCUCCCCCUGGUGUCAAAAUACAUGCAUACCAAAGGGAGGCAUACUUUAUCUAAGCAAUGAUACAACACACACCAUCCAUCUCUGUAACGAAUGGCUAAUAUUGGUGUUAAAUCUGUAUUUUUACUGUUUCACUUCCUGAAAGUGAGCCAAGGCUGGAAAGGACUGAAUAAUGUUAUGUAAUGUCAGUGUGUCUAGACAAGCCAACCAGCACUGUCCUUCCUGUCACAUCCUGUCUGUUAGAAUGUGAACGCCAACCCUCGGCCCACAGCCCAGGAUCUGGCGGGGUUCUGGGACCUACUGCAGCUCUCUGUAGAGGACAUCAGUGUCAAGUUUGACGAGCUCUGGCAACUCAAGGCCAACAACUGGCAGCUGCCAGAGAAGAAGGUAUCGGAAUCGCACCACAUUUCACCUCAAUAGAUCCUGAUUACUUGUGUUAUUAUCAUCCAAACAGAUUCUUUUUUUUAUUCAACUUUCUAUUUAAUAAAACAAAAGACACAUGGGUUUGCAUCCAACAAUUCCCACAUUUCUCUUCAUCCUAAUCUCUCUCUCAUUCUCAGGAGGAGAAGAAGCCUGUGCCCCCCUCUGUGCCAAAGAAGAUGUCCAAGCCCAAGCUGACCCCUGGGAAAGACCGGAGCGUGGACUCUGUGGUGGACAAGCAGCGGCAGGAGGCCAGGAAACGCCUGAUGGCGGCCAAACGCGCGGCGUCAGUACGACAGAACUCUGCCACGGAAAGCUCAGACAGCAUUGAGAUUUACGUCCCCGAGGCCCAGACACGCCUCUGAGAACAGACCGCCACCGGCACCCUGCUCCCCCAUGAAGGAACAGCGCCUCUCACUCACAUAUACACACACACACACUCU